UUUAAAUUCUCUAUUUAUCCAAAGUGCCAUCCGUGCAUUCGGCGCGGAGUGACGCAAAUAACUGCCGAAACGCCAGCGGUGCGCCAUCCAGUCGCAUUCUGAGAGCGUCGCGACGCGCAUCUUAAUUUUAGUUUAUCGCGAGUUAUUAUUUAAUCGAUAGUGCGAAAGUAGAAAAAUGAGCGGGCCGUUUAAACGCCGUGCGUCUCUGAAAUCGCUGCCGGCGAUCGCGCUGCCCAAGACGGGCGGAGAUGCGGCGGCACGCCGCCGCCGUUCGUCGCUCGGCGUGUCGCAUGCAGGUGUUGGGCUGGGCGGCAUCGGCAAAGAACAGCAGCGCGAGGUGCCUUGGGAUAUGGUCGACCGGUGCCUGCUGCCGGUUAUUUUCUGUCAUGCAGCCGCGAUUAUUCUCAGCACUGUGCUCAACACCCUGCACAUUUCGCAGGUGACCACGAUGACCUUAUUCAUCUGGUUUACUUUGGCUACCAUUGGAGGGGUGUUAUGCUAUCAUAAUCUUAAGGUUACAGCAGCAGGAAAAGCAAUUUUACUCACGGGUUGUGAUUCUCGCAUUGGUUACGCCCUCGCGCGGUAUCUAGACGAACAAGGCUUCACAGUGUUCGCAGGAUUCCAGAACGCCAACAGUCCUUUCGCCGAUGAUUUAAAGGAGGACUCUUCCGCGCGCCUCCACGUCCUGCAACUGGACGUAUCACAAGAAACUCAAAUCCUGUCAGCGUCGCUACACGCCGUGGAAAAUCUACCAGAUGGCGCUCCGGGUCUAUGGGCGGUCGUACACUGUGCACAGUGGGUUGCUCUCGGUGAAAUCGAAUGGAUACCACAACAAGUUAUUCGUAAAGCAACCGAAGUUAACCUAAUGGGAGCCACACGUGUUAAUCAACUCAUGUUGCCAUUAUUACGCCGUGCACGUGGUCGUAUCGUCUUCAUGUCUUCCGGUUUAUCAAAAAUCAUCCCUGUUCGAGGAAUUCAUUGUUCUUUACUAGCGGCCAUCGAAGCACAGGCGGAAUGUUUGAGGUUAGAACUACGUUCGAAAGGAGUGGAUGUCGUUGUGGUUGCUCCCGGCGAAUUCACUUCCGGAAGUAGUUGGUUGAGUGAUGAAGACCUCUGGGAGCAAGCGAGGGAUAUGUGGGGACAGAUGUCGCAGGAACAGAAACAAAUUUACGGCGAGGAUUAUUUCGAGCGUGCCGUGCGCAGUUUGGAAAAGUACACUAAAUCACCUGAUGCUGAUUUGACUCAAGUGUUACGUUCACUUGUCGAUGCAACAACGAGGACCUUCCCGCUGCCAAGAUACACGCCUGUCACGCGCCAGGAAAAAAUCGAAGCUUUUAUCGCUUAUCAUCUGCCACGAAGUGUCUACGACAUUAUCUACGCGGAGAAGUAAGCUUACUCACUGCCCGAGUCACGAAUAUACGUAAUUGUAUUAGAUAUUUGUUAAAUAAACAAGUUUUAAGCCGAA
This is a messenger RNA of Dalotia coriaria, 1465 nucleotides long. Its product is annotated as D-beta-hydroxybutyrate dehydrogenase, mitochondrial-like. Gene Ontology annotation, biological process: steroid metabolic process. Gene Ontology annotation, cellular component: intracellular membrane-bounded organelle. Lineage: Eukaryota; Metazoa; Arthropoda; Insecta; Coleoptera; Staphylinidae. The record is from RefSeq and is a predicted model, not a curated record. Gene Ontology annotation, molecular function: oxidoreductase activity.